CUGCUGUUGUUCUGAAGCUCGCAGCCAAGUGCGCGCGUAUUGGCUGGCUGUGAGGUGAAAGGUUGUUGCUGUCGUCAAAUCUGCUCUGAGGACUGGACUCUGGAGGCAGAGCAGGACAUAUUUGGAAAAGCAGACGACAGGCAUAAACAAUGGCGGGCCCAGAGCAGUCCAAGCAGCAGCAGGUAGAGGAGAAAGCUGAGCACAUAGACGACGCUGAGCUCGCUCUUCAAGGUAUCAACAUGCUUCUUAACAACGGAUUCAAGGAGAGCGACGAGCUUUUCAGAAAAUACAGGACUCACAGUCCACUGAUGAGCUUUGGGGCCAGUUUUGUCAGCUUCCUGAAUGCCAUGAUGACCUUUGAGGAGGAGAAGAUGCAGACGGCGUGUGACGACCUGAGGACCACGGAGAAGCUGUGUGAGAGUGACAACGUUGGCGUCAUAGAGACAAUCAGGAACAAGAUCAAGAAGAGUUUGGAGUCCCAGAGGUCAGGGGUCGUGGUUGUGGACCGCCUGCAGCGACAGAUCAUUGUGGCCGACUGCCAGGUCUACCUCGCUGUGCUCUCCUUCAUCAAGCAGGAGCUCUCAUCGUACAUCAAAGGAGGCUGGAUCCUCCGUAAGGCCUGGAAGAUGUACAAUAAGUGCCACAGUGACAUCAGUCAGCUGCAGGAGACCUGUGUGAGGCGCUGUUCCUCCCAUGAGGAGGAUCUAUCCUCAGACCAGGCCAACCACAACACCCCAGUGGAGGGUGCUGUGACUGCAGAGGCCCUGGACCGACUCAAGGGCUCCGUCAGCUUCGGAUACGGCCUCUUCCAUCUCUGCAUCUCCAUGGUACCACCACACCUGCUCAAGAUCAUCAACCUGCUGGGUUUCCCUGGCGAUCGUCUCCAGGGUCUGUCCUCCCUCAUGUAUGCCAGUGAGAGUAAGGACAUGAAGGCCCCGCUAGCUACAUUGGCCCUCCUGUGGUACCACACAGUAGUGCUGCCUUUCUUUGCUCUGGAUGGUUCUGACACUCAGGCAGGCCUGGAGGAGGCCAAGGCCAUUCUCCAGAGGAAGGCUGUGGUCUACCCCAAUUCCUCCCUCUUCAUGUUCUUUAAAGGACGGGUUCAGAGGUUAGAGUGCCAAAUUAACAGUGCUCUGGUGUCCUUCCAUGAUGCACUAGAGCUGGCAUCAGACCAAAGAGAGAUCCAGCACGUGUGUCUCUAUGAAAUCGGCUGGUGCAGUAUGAUCGAGAUGAACUUUGAGGAUGCGUUUAGGUCGUUUGAGAGGCUGAAGAAUGAGUCCCGAUGGUCACAGUGUUACUAUGCCUACCUGACUGGAGUAUGUCAGGGAGCUGCAGGGGACUUGGAUGGUGCCAAGUGUGUCUUCAAAGAUGUCCAGAAACUGUUCAAGAGGAAGAACAACCAGAUUGAGCAGUUUGCCCUCAAGCGGGCAGAGAGACUGAGGAAGAUGUCUCCCACCAGAGAGCUGUGCAUUCUGGGGGUCAUAGAGGUGCUGUACCUGUGGAAGGCUCUGCCCAACUGCUCCUCCUCCAAACUGCAGCUCAUGAAUCAGUUGUUACAGAGUGUGGAUGACGCAUCGUGCAAAGGUCUGAAAAACCUCCUUCUCGGUUCCAUCCACAAAUGUCAUGGAAAUAAUAAAGAUGCCAUCCAGUCGUUCCAGCUGGCUGCCAGAGAUGAGUUUGGUCGACAAACCAACUCUUAUGUGCAGCCAUACUCCUGCUAUGAGCUUGGAUGUGUCCUGCUUGCCCAGCCAGAGACGGUGGGAAAAGGGAGAGCAUUUCUGCUUCAGGCAAAGGAGGAUUAUGCAGGCUAUGACUUUGAGAACAGACUUCACGUGCGCAUCCACUCAGCCAUGGCCUCGCUGAAGGAAGUGGUACCCCAAUGACCCCGCCCACCACUGGAGGAAUAAUGAUGAGGCAACGACUCUGUCUCCAGCUGUGCACUUGAUGAUAUGGGAAGCAUGGCUUUUACUAUUCAAAACCACAGUAUGACACUCAUCAGACAAAAUUGUUCCCCCCCCCUUUUUCUGAUAGAUGUUUUACACAUCCAAAUACAAUAAACCAACAAUUUCAUAGUCAAUACCAUUUUCUUCUAGUGGAGGGUUUUAGCUCUGCAAACCUUCCUUCCAUUCUUUGGACCAUACAGAAUGGUACAUAGGAUACAAGUAACUUCUUGAAGAUGCACACCUUAUUCUCAUUGUCAGGUUUUCUUGACCACAGGUAGUAACAGUACAGUUAAACAGUAAGUAACAUUGUCUUUUGUGUUCUUGUCAUGUUCUUGGGAAGACAUGUACAAGAGAUGUUCGAUUACAACCCAUAAUCAAGUGGUCAAAUAGUUAUUUGCCAAUUGUUUGUCUUUGUGUUUGCCUCGUGUGAUAAGGCAAGACAAAGGUUCUUGAUUGUAUUAGUUGUCGCUGCUGUAGUACCCUCUUAUUGACCAAUAUCCAUACAAUUAUCGCCUCUGGUUUUUCAGAAAUGUGUCCUAGAUUAAAUGGCCCUACUUUGCUUGUCAUGAUGCCAACAAACAUAGAUCAUUUUUCUGCAAUGAGAAAGUAUUAGUGAAAUUUUAUGGUGACAACAACCCCCUAAAUGAUUGGACAAGAACUUAGUGGCCUGCUACAUUGUAGUAUUGUAUUACGCAGCGUGCCAUACAGAGUGUACUAUACCAUGCAGUGAAAACUUGUAAUAUUAGUGUCAGGUACCUUGAAUUCUGAAUAGUAUGAAAUUGCUUUUACAUUCUGACAUUCACAUAUUGGCUUACAAAUAACAUGCACUUCUAAAAUGUUUUGUGACAUUUUUGCACAAUGCAAUAUCCAAACAAUGUUCUAGAUUAUUUAUUUUAGUUUACAAGCAGUGGGCAUUGAUCUGCACACUAUGCAUGCAAUGGCAGGGGUAUUAUUAGUGACCCAAGGACCUGAAAGAUCCUUUUCUACAGCUGUGUACUAUGAAUCGGAACGUUUUUUUCCUGAGAUACUUUGGAUGACAACAGAACACAUUUAUAUUAAUAUUUACUCUGGUUUUUAACAAAAUCCAACAAGGUCCUUAUUAACUACAGGCAUUGUAAUAAUAAUGGUAGGUUUUAGGUUACUGUACAAACUGGACAUUAAAGCUUGAUAUUCUGUCGUUUUAGUUUGAUCAGGCUUUUCUAUCAGGCCACACUGAUGAUGAGUGAAACAUUCAAGACAGUCACAAACUAAAUUGAAAGUGCAGGGUAUUAUAUCACUGUUUUUAUAAUCAUUCUGAGGUAUGGUCUCCAAGCAAUAAAAAGCAAGCAAGAAGAGUGCUCAUUUUACACUGGAAGUUUGAUUAGCUGUCACAAACUUUGUUUACAUUUUUUUUGUCCCACUUCAAAUGAAUAACAACUGCUUAACUACUUGUACAAGCACUACAUAGCACAAAUCUUUCAUUAGCAAAUUCAUACUACAUGAAGGGUGAUAUAAACGGUCUUUAAUUCAUACUACAUGAAGUAUGAUUUAAACGGUAUCGAAUUCAUACUACAUAAAGGGUGAUAUAAACGGUCUUUAAUUCAUACUACAUGAAGUAUGAUUUAAACGGUAUCGAAUUCAUACUACAUGAAGGGUGAUAUAAACGGUCUUUAAUUCAUACUACAUGAAGGGUGAUAUAAAUGGUCUUUAAUUCAUACUACAUGAAGGGUGAUAUAAAUUGUCUUUAAUUCAUACUAGAUUCAUUUUUAAAAUGUUUAUAUGUACCUUUAUUUAACUAGGCAAGUAAGUUAAGAACAAAUUCAUAUUUACAAUGACGGCCAAUACCGGACGACGCUGGGCCAAUUGUGUGCCGCCCAAUGGGAUUCCCCAAUCAUGUGAAGGGUGAUAUAAACAGUCUUUACAUCUUGUGCGUGCUAAAUUAAGAAUAACUAUUUUCCACCCUUCAUAUAAAAUGGCAUAUUCUUAUGAAUGAUUUCUGAAGAAUCUAUAUAGAUAGGCCUUAGUGUAAACGGCUUGUGAAAGCUUCAAUAUGAUGUGUUUCAUUUAAAGUGGGACUCUUUUUUUCAUGUUCAAGGAUGGGUAUGAACACUUUUUUUUUUAAAUCUACACAAGUCAGUCAGUGACCUCCUAUCUUCUCCUGUGAUUGUGUAAAGGGAUGUAAGAUUUGGUGUGAUGUAAAAGUGUUGACUACUGAGUGUGAUCAUAAAGUGCUGGUAUAAAGUAAGUCCACAGCUGUAAGAGCAAAGUAUCUUAUAAUGACAUCAAGUAUGAGUUAAACGUCAUUAUAUGUAUACCAACAAAAAAAAAAGGGGACAUUUCUGUCUUAGAAAUGUGCUCUAUCCACUUUGUUGUGAGGUUGUAGAAGAUGAUGUGGAGAUUGUUCAAUUGUAACAGGGUGGUCCUGUGUGGUGUCUAAAGAGAUCUACAAACUGUUCAAUAAAGGAUUGUCAAUUAAUCCAG
This is a messenger RNA of Salvelinus sp. IW2-2015, 4403 nucleotides long. RefSeq names its product tetratricopeptide repeat domain 39C (gene ttc39c). NCBI's taxonomy places the organism in Eukaryota, Metazoa, Chordata, Actinopteri, Salmoniformes, Salmonidae. Gene Ontology annotation, molecular function: protein binding. Gene Ontology annotation, biological process: otolith morphogenesis; cilium assembly. The record is from RefSeq and is a predicted model, not a curated record.